AUGUUCUUCCGUCUUUGGACGCGGACGGGGCUUCCCCGCACACCAUUCCCCCUUUCUGCAUCCCCUCUCGCUCGCCGUCUCUUUUCUAAUCCCCGAAUGUCGACAUCACAACUGACAGAGGCGUGGCUCGAAGGCCCACAGUCAACCAAGUUCUACACGCGUACCUACACCCCAUCCUCCUCCGCACCAAAAGCUGCCCUUGUCUUCGUGCACGGCUUCGCGGAGCACAUAGCCCGGUACUCCCAUUUCCAUCCCUUACUCGCAGAGAAGGGUGUUGCGGUCUUUGCAUAUGAUCAGCGAGGAUUCGGACAGACAGCACAAGACUCCAAAGGGAACAAGAGCAAGACCAGCGCGUAUGGGAAGACGUCAUGGAAGGAACAGAUGGCAGACAUUGAGUGGGCGCUGGAGCAUGUCAAGAAGUCGUUUGAGGGCGUGCCCUUGUUCCUUAUGGGCCAUUCCAUGGGUGGUGCUGAAGCUCUCGGGUUCGCGACACAAGGAGAGAAGAGCCCUCAUGCACUUGCACUCAAGUCAGUGUGUGGGGUCAUCUCCACGAGCCCCCUCGUCGAGCAAACAACUCCGGCAUCCAAAAUCCUUAGGUUUGUUGGCGGUAAACUGAGUGCUCUGCUACCUUCUUUCCUGAUCCCUGCACCCGUGAAUCCCCAGGACUUAUCACAUGACAAAGAGGUCGGGGCUGCAUACCUGAAAGACCCACUCGUCCGCGAGCAGGGAUCGUUGAAGGGCAUUCAUGAUAUGUUGUCAAAGGGUGAAACUUUGCUUCAAAGCGCGUAUGCUCACUGGCCCAAGGAACUACCGGUAUUGCUAAUCCACGGCACAGAAGACAAGGUUACAUCCCACAAAGCCUCACAAUCUUUCCACGACAAAAUUGAUGCAGUCAAGAAGAAGAUCGUUUUAAUGACUGAUGGCUUCCACGAGCUACAUAACGAGCCAGAUGCGAUGCACAAGGUGUUGGACGAGGUCGUCGCCUUCAUCGAGGACCACCUUCCGUCCUCGUCCGCAAAAGUUCCUGAUGUUAGUGCUGCUGUCUCGUCAUCGACACCGGAAGCUGCGCCAGCUGAGACUGCAUCGGAGAAGGAGCCCUCUGUAAAGGAGCAAGUGCCGAAAGAGGCGGAAAGCUCAACUCCCGAACCAGCCCCUCCAACAGAGGCGGGCAUCGACCCAACCGGUGUUGGUUCCGCCAGAGCGAAGAUGUAA
Cyclocybe aegerita is the source of this 1212-nucleotide messenger RNA. Lineage: Eukaryota; Fungi; Basidiomycota; Agaricomycetes; Agaricales; Hemipholiotaceae. The record is from the annotation of a GenBank genome assembly.